Rotaria sordida is the source of this 247-nucleotide messenger RNA. The record is from the annotation of a GenBank genome assembly. NCBI's taxonomy places the organism in Eukaryota, Metazoa, Rotifera, Eurotatoria, Philodinida, Philodinidae.
GAAAAAAUCAACACCAAAAGGUAAAAAAUCAACAAAUGAUGAUGAUGAUGAUGAUGAUUAUGAACAAAUGGAUGUUGAUAUUCGAAAAGGAAAUGAAACAACAACAACAACAACAACUACAAAUGAAAGUGAUACUAUUCAAACACCACCUAAAAAAACACGAACAAGUGGAAAUAGAAAAACACCAACAUCAAAAACACCUGAAUCAAGUGGAGAAUAUUUACGAAAAUUACGACCACGUAAAUGA